Molecule: messenger RNA, 531 nt
Organism: Cooperia oncophora
Lineage: Eukaryota; Metazoa; Nematoda; Chromadorea; Rhabditida; Trichostrongylidae
Source: the annotation of a GenBank genome assembly
AUGCCCACUCUGGCAAAUCAGACGUGUCCUCGAAUCAAUCAGAUUCUCUUCGAUUUUCCUGAUGACGUUGUCAGGAGCAGCAAGAUACUCAGACGCUGUACUUCUAUAAUGAGCAGCAUCGAUCGGAUAGUACAGGUGAAUGGAAUACAUCGUAACACCUGCCUCAUUUUACAAGCCGGAGCACAAGCUUCCAUGCGACUUGGUUACUACAUGACUCUUCCCAGAAAUUGGAACUCCCUGGUAGAAGUGCCUUUCUGUUUGGCUCUCAGUAAGACAGGCAGAUGUCCUCGUGCGUUGGAUGCAGAGCAUCUAACGUUAGUAGAACGGUGGUUGACCCUACUGACUGAAGUGCUGGAACCAUUCCAAAACGUCAGCCCUAGUCAGCUGGAAGCUAUUGCACCUAGUCAUACAGUUUCGAGAAAUGUCCAUGAUGGAAUGCUCCAUUCAAUAGUAAGUCCACCUUUGAAUCUGACCCAAAGUAGCGUUUACUCUUUUUGCUGGGAUAACAUGUGCAGCAGGGAUUUCCCCUGA